Lathyrus oleraceus (garden pea) is the source of this 728-nucleotide messenger RNA. RefSeq lists its product as uncharacterized. The record is from RefSeq and is a predicted model, not a curated record. NCBI's taxonomy places the organism in Eukaryota, Viridiplantae, Streptophyta, Magnoliopsida, Fabales, Fabaceae. Gene Ontology annotation, cellular component: cytosol. Gene Ontology annotation, molecular function: 3'-5'-DNA exonuclease activity. Bases 1 to 708 code for a protein of 235 amino acids. The transcript is spliced from 9 exons.
AUGGCAGUUUCGAAAGCUACUUGUUCUGCCGCUCAACUAAAAGUAGUUGUGGUCUUCAAAGUUGUUAUAAUCCUCCGACUCCUCCUCUUCGAGGGAAGAACGUUCAAAUCUCUUCAAAAAGAUGGGAUUGAAGAAAGAAAAGUUGUGGCCCUAUUAACGUUCCUAUAUGUAGGUCGUCAACGACAUAAUGACUCGCCAUUGAGGAUACAUAGAGUUGAUGGUGUUCACAGAAUCAUUGUAACUGGUGGAUCUCUUCAGGAAUCAAGGGAAGCUCUUGCCAUUGCUGAAACAGAUGGAAGACUUUUCUGUACAGUUGGUGUGCAUCCAACACGUUGCAAGGAAUUUGAGGAGAGUGGAGAUCCAGAAAAUCAUUUUCAAGCUCUUUUGUCAUUGGCUAAAGAGGGAAUUCAGAAAGGAAAGGUGGUUGCAGUUGGAGAAUGUGGAUUAGACUAUGACCGACUUCAUUUUUGCCCGGCAGAGAUUCAAAAGAAGUAUUUCGAGAAGCAGUUUGAAUUGGCAUACAUCACAAAAUUGCCUAUGUUUUUGCACAUGCGAGCAGCAGCUGAAGAUUUCUGUGAAAUAGUUGAGAAAAAUAAAGACAGGUUCUCUGGUGGUGUCACCCAUUCAUUUACUGGUACUACGGAUGAGUGCGUUAAGCUUCUCUCAUUUGAUAAAAUGCAUAAAUGGGUGCUCUCUGAAGGCAAAUGAGAACCUUGAUGUUGUCAAGG